GGGACAAGAAGACAAUUUGUAGCACAGUAGAUAUUUAUUUCUGCACUUUUUUUUAUAUAGAGAAAGCAACCGAAAGCUCUAAUCUUUUUUUUUCCUCCGAAUAUGACAGACAAUAUGUUUGAUUUAACAGGAUCAGUGGCGUUCUUUUGUUUGCUUAGAGAUGGUUUGAAGGUGGCGGCGCUGAAAAAGAUGACAGCUGAAGUGGAGAGAUUGAUCGUUUUGCUUCUUGUAUUUCUGACGCUGGUGACAACCGAAAGUCGCAGCCACAACGUUGGCAGGAAGAAAGGAAGAAAACACGGGGCACUUGUCCAACAACUGGACCAGGCUCCAAAUCCCAGCUGUGACAUAGAAGUUGCUUUCAUCUUGGACAGUUCUGAAAGUGCCAAAAACUUCUUGUUUGAUAAAGAGAAACAAUUUGUCAUUGAAUUCACCGAGAAAGCUUUACAGUCUGAGCAGACGGGUAAACAAGAUCUCAACUGGAGAAUGGCUUUUCUACGGUACAGCAGCUCUGUCAAAAUGGAUCACACUUUCCGGGACUGGCAAGGGUUUAAUAUGUUCAAGAAUCGUGUACAAUCCAUUAAUUACAUUGGCCAUGGCACAUAUACUUCCUAUGCCAUAGGAAAUGCUACACAGCUCUUCCAGACUGAGGCAAAGCAGAACAGUGUGAAGAUAGCCAUUUUAAUGACUGAUGGGGUGAAUCAUCCCCGCAAUCCAAACCUUCGAGAUGUUGCAGCUUAUGCUAGGGAAUAUGGCAUUUUCCUGUUUGCUAUUGGACCUCCAGACAUUACUGCAGAACUGUCAGCUGUAGCAAGCACUCCAUCAUCACAAUUUGUCCACAGCAUAACCGAUUCCAAUCUCACAAACAAUACUCUCCAUGAAGUGCUCAAAGUUGCCAAUCAAUCAUGCCCUAAACCGAAGCCAUGUAGCUGUGAAAAGGGGCAGAAAGGAGAGUCUGGAGCUCCUGGGAGAAAAGGAGAUCGAGGUAAAGAUGGAAGCCCUGGUGCAAAAGGUGUACAGGGACAACGUGGAUUAAAGGGCGAGCCUGGAAUUUCAGGUGUAAAGGGCACAGCUGGAUUCAAAGGACACAAGGGUGUGAAAGGUGAAUGUGGGAUUCCAGGAAUAAAAGGCGACAGUGGUCCUGAAGGACCACCAGGUCCAACUGGAAAAAGAGGAGCAAUGGGGCCACCUGGGCUAAUUGGCGAGCAAGGCCCUGAGGGAAUCCAAGGUCCAAAGGGUGAUCGUGGCCCCACUGGUUCACAUGGCCCAAUAGGAGACCCUGGGAUUGGAUAUCCUGGCCCAAAGGGUGAAAAAGGUUCGCAAGGAAGAUCUGGUCCUUCUGGACCUGCUGGCAUUGGAGAACCUGGAAUACCUGGUCUCAGGGGAGAUCCUGGAAUAAAGGGUGAAAAAGGACAACCAGGGCAAGGUUCUCCUGGUCCAAAGGGCCACAUAGGCUAUACAGGCCCCAAAGGCUCACGUGGGCCGACUGGAAUUGGAAUUAAAGGUGUCAAGGGUGAUAUUGGACCUCCAGGAGCAUCAGGACCUAUCGGCAUGACAGGAAUCGGUUUGCAAGGUGAAAAGGGGGAGCAAGGCCCUUUAGGACCACCAGGGCCAAGAGGUCCAACAGGAGAAGGUCUACCUGGUGCAAAGGGAGACCGAGGAUUUCCAGGAGAAAGGGGCCCAACAGGAUUAGGGGAAAGAGGACCUCCAGGUCCAAAAGGUGAUCCAGGAACACCAGGAGCAGCAGCUACUCCUGGAAUCCCUGGUGAUGCUGGAUCAAAGGGAGCAAAGGGGGAACAUGGAAGUCCAGGGUUACCUGGUCCACCAGGGCUUGGCAUUAAAGGAGAUCCAGGAAAACCGGGGGAGCCUGGUAAAAGGGGACCCAGUGGCUUUUUUGGACAUCCUGGACCAACUGGACCUGCUGGCGCUAAGGGAGAACCUGGGCUCCGUGGUGAGGUUGGUUUACCAGGGCCAGUAGGAAAAGGAUUUCCAGGACCAAAGGGUGACCGAGGGCCACCAGGACCUCAAGGUUCCAGUGGUAACCCAGGAGUUGCAUUAAUAGGACCCAAGGGAUAUCGUGGAGCUACUGGAUUGCCUGGACCACCUGGGCCCAAAGGAGAAGGUUUCCCUGGUCCUCAGGGUGUGCAAGGACUGCCUGGCCCACGUGGUGACCCAGGGGAAGAUGGCAAAGGACUUCCUGGAUCAAAGGGUGAUGUUGGCCUUCCAGGACCACCAGGGCCAAUUGGUGUUCCAGGAUUAGGAUAUCCUGGUGCAAAGGGUGCAGUUGGGAGAAUGGGUCUGCCUGGACCAAAAGGAUCUCAAGGAGAGGCCAUACAAGGACCAAAGGGUGCACCAGGAUCUCCAGGUUUGAUGGGCCCAAGAGGGCCACCAGGGGAAGGCAUACCAGGACAAAAGGGAGAUCGUGGAUAUAAGGGUGAAAGAGGAAAAAAAGGUGACAAAGGGGAUGAAGGGCUCUCUGGUCCUAAAGGCGAUUCUGGAAAGAAUGGAGAGAAAGGUGAAGCAGGCAUCACUCGUGAAGAAAUAAUCAAAUUGAUCAGAUCAAUCUGUGGAUGUGGAAAGAAAUGCAAAGAAAAGCCUCUGGAACUAGUAUUUGUGAUUGACAGUUCCGAAAGUGUCGGGCCAGAAAACUUUGAUAUUGUUAAAGAGUUUGUCACUGCCUUGAUAGAUCGAAUUAGUGAAAGCAAUGAAGCCACCCGGAUUGGUGUAAUACUUUACAGUCUUGAAGCACAUAUAAUUACUCACUUAUGGCAAGGUGCAACUUUGGAGACUGUCAGAAGAGCGAUUCAAAGCAUGCCUUAUUUAGGUGAAGGCACCUACACAGGUUCAGCCAUAAACAUGGCAAACCAGGUUUUCCAGACAGCUCGAAAAGAUGUGCACAAAAUGGCAAUAGUAAUAACCGAUGGGCAGACAGACAAGAGAGAUCCGAAUCAUCUAGAUACGGCAGUGAUGGAAGCUCACGCUGUGGACACAGAGGUGUUUGUAAUAGGAAUUGUUAAUACCAGUGAUCCUUUAUAUUCUGCUUUUAAGAAUGAAAUGAAUUUGAUUGCAUCUGACCCUGAUGAGGAGCAUGUUUAUCUAAUUAAUGACUUUAUGACGCUUCCAACACUUGAAAGUAAAUUGUUCAGCAGAAUCUGUGAGCCUGAAAACAACGCACUGUUCAGUUCAAUCCCUAGCUCCAUACUACCCCCUGGUGUGUCACCAACGGUUGAAGGAAAUCAUCAGACACCUGGCCGAGACACCAUAUACAUUGAAGACAACCAGCAAAUUAAAACAGAAGAACGUGGUCCUCCAGGAGGAGGUGGAAAUAGAAUAGAAUCACAUGGAGGCAGUGAAGAUGUAUUUACAAGGCCAAAAGAAGAAUCAGUCCCCCUGCCAGGAUUACCGAGUGCUGGAAGGCCUGAUAUAGGAUCUGGACUUGAUGACCACGCAGUAAGGAGAGAGCCAAAUUCUUUUAAAGAUGAUGACGUUUUGCCAAAUGUCCUUCUUCCAGUAUCCACUCCAGCACAAAUAUUAACAGAGGAAGCUCAUGAAGAUCAGGCCUGCAAUGAACCCCUUGAUCAAGGGUCAUGCAGGAGUUAUGUCAUUAAAUGGUAUUAUGAUACCUCAGCUAAUUCCUGUGCACAGUUUUGGUAUGGAGGCUGUGAGGGGAAUAAUAACCGUUUUAACACCCAAGAGGAAUGUCAGCUCAAAUGCUUACAGUUUAAAAAGAAGUGAAUGACCAUUUUACAGGAUGGAGGGAUUAACAUUCCUCCUACCACAGACUUGACACAUCCUCCUACCAUUACUUGGUGUAAGUACAGAUAUCAUGGGUACCUGGAGCUGACUUUUAAAAGAGAAACUCAAAAUGUAUCUGGACUGGAAGGCAGCAAAGCCCACGAUCUGAAUGAAUUGAGGAAGAAUCAGCACAUCUCAAACUCGGGUAGAACAAAUUGCUAAGAGUUGGACUAUCAUGUCAUCUAAUCAAACCAUUUAACCUCAUGAAGAAAAGUUCAAAAUGCAUACAUCAAAUAUGUUCAAUAUUAUGUAGUUCAGCCAACUUGCCUUCUGUUGCAUGACACCCUCGUUGUCUUAGCCAUUCAAUUACUAGCUUGUUCUGCUUUGUUUUCCUCCAUCCUUUUAACCUUCAGCCUUCAAUAGGAUUAAUACUUUUCAAGUCUUUGUUGAAAAAUUUCCCUGAAUACAACAUUCAUUUUUGUUAAUAUCAGAGUUUAUCCAUAUUAUUAAAUGAAAAGAUGAUAUGGUCUUAGUUGUUCUUUAAGCCUUGUUCAUCAAUAUCUUCGUCAUUUACUUUCUCACUCUGACAAAAUGUAAUAACCUACUCAUUCAUAUCUCAAAAUCUGAAGCCAAGUCGAAUUUACCAGGUUGCUACUCAGUGGGGAUACUUGCAACUCAUUCCCAACUCAUUCCUCCUGAAGCUCAAAACAUAGAAAAAUGCCACUUGUCCAGCAUGUCUGUACUUGCUUUUUGCCAAAGAAAUCUUUAACUGUAUUUCUGCCCAAUUCCAGGUCUUCCUGUGGUUCAAAUAUUUAUCUCAAUCAUCCUCUCGAGUCAACUCCUUGCCGAAGUGAAAGAAUGAAGAAAUAUCUCCCAAACUCUGGUGCCUGCCUUAGUUGUAAUUUUAAUUGAUAAUUUUCUGUUACUCACUUCCCCAUCAAAGGAAAUAGUAAUUCUUUAUUCACCCUACGAAGGCCUUUUGUUAAUUGAAAAAAAAUCAAAUUAAUUUCCUCUUAGCCUGUUCCAGUGAAAACAACCAUUUUAUGUCAAGUCCGUUGAACAAUUUUUUUACCUCAGUAUACACAUUAAUGGCAGGGCUGUUGUGGUGCACUGGCAGUGUCCCUACUUCUGGGCCAAACUGUGCAGGUUUAUGUAAUACCGUCUCUGGAUAUGUUGCGUUUUAUUCCAGGGAUUCAUUCUGGACAUUUUCUGAAUUAAGAAAAAGGUGUUUCAAAGCCUUUGUUAGAUCACAUCUGGAGUUCUGAAUUCAGUUUUCGGCACUGAAUCCCAGGAAAGCUAUAUAUUUGUCUCGGAAAUAGCAUAGCAUAGAUUCACUAAAGUAGGAGAAUUAAGUUAUGAGGACAAAUUAUAUAUGCUUAUUCUGUAUUCUCUUAUGUUACAGGGCUGAUGGCUAAUCUAACUGACAUUUUAAAAUUAUAAAGGACCCAAAAAAGCAAAUUUACUCUCGUGGCAGAAUUCAGAACAAGAGGGUAUAAUCAUAAAAUUAGACUUAGGCCUUCAAAUGUGGAGAAAGAAAAAUAUUUCACACAAAAUGUAGUGGAGAUCUGAAAUUAACUAACCUAAAGACUGUGAAUAUUGAUUCAGUUGAAACUCUCAACACUAAUGCUGGCGGAUGUUUUCUAGAUAAAGAUACCAAAGGAUAUAGUACAAAUGCCGGUGACUGGAAUUCCGAUACAGACCAACCGUGACAGGUUGAACAGGCUCAAAGAGCUGAAUGGCUUUUCCUGUACCUAUGUGUUUAUGAAAAUUGGCAUGUUCCUGAAUCUGCAAUCAGUGAUUUUUUUUACUAAAACUGAGUCCAUAUAGUUAUUUAAAACAUAAUUAGACAAUUGAGUUCAAGAGUGAAAAAAAGAUUACGAGAAGUGAAUAGUAGGGUGGGGUUAGAUUAGGUAGAAUGUUGAAGAGAAAAACACCUUGCAGACUUGAUGGACCAAAUGGGCGACUAUGAUUUUCAGUAAUUCAAUAAGAUUCACAUUGAGGUAAUUUCAGGAGUUUAAUGGAUAAAUGGAAGGUAACACAAUUGGGGUGAUUCUGAGAUUGAAGCCUCCAGAGGCAAGCAAUAUCCUGAGAAAUUACAAGUGUCUGCACGCCCAUGAUUUUCUAUCCAUUGAUUUUAGUAGGUGGAAAAUACCACAUUAUUUUGUCUGCAGUUUCCCAAAAUGUGCUCCCUUGAGUUCUGACCUGCUCAGAAAAUGGUUUGUAGAAAAAGGUUCACGAAAAUUAGCUGUCAAGUUUGAUCCCUUUGACACGGUCCAGCAAAUUGAUCCAAGAUUGAAAUGUAGGACGGGAUCUGCCUUCAGUAGUACAGGACUUGUGUGUUCCCCAUGUUAUCAAAAUUCUGCCACUGAAAAUCAGUCCCCAAUACUUCCUCAUCUGUAUCUCAGUAAAAAUCAGGGCGUAAGGGUCAGCUUGACUUAGUAGCAUUCUUCUCUCUGGGUUGAAGGUUUGAUACAUGUCACACAUCUGACAUGGAGCAUGACAGUUAAUCUAACACAUUGGCGCAGCGCUGCGAAUGUGCUAGAUAAAAAAACAGAUGAUGCUGGUACAGGUGGAUGAUAAAGGUCUCAUUUCAUUGUUCAAAGAAGAGAACUUCCAAGCAUCCAAGGCCAGUAUUCUUCCUGUAAUCUACAAAGCCAUUCAAAUGUUUCGUUGGCUUUCAGUUAUUGCUAAGUGUUGGCAUUAUUCUAUGCAGACAGCAGAACACUAGGAACUACGCCAUGCACUUAAUUCUGUGUGAACAGUUUUGGAGCAUUAAAGGCAAACAUGAUAAGGUAUUAGAUAAAUGUAAUUUUCUUUCUUCUAGAAUUACAUGGUUAACAUAUUUAACUUUUAACCUCUGGGUGAAAAGGCACUUUAAUGUGUACAAAGACAAAUUCUGUAGCUAAUAAUUAAUAUUUGAAAAUGAAGAGAAGCCAGAAAUGCUGUUCAGAAAAGUUCUUUACUAAACCUGAAUAGAAUUCCAUAUUUAGGAGCCAAGCCAUAUGUUAGAAUGUUAAGAGAUUGAUGUGGUUUAAAGUUGCAGGAUGUAAUGUACCUUGUCAAAAUAAAUCCAGAGAUUUAUGAGGCACUGAAAAGGCUCAGUUUUAUGCUAACUGUACUUUCUAUGGACUGCCUAACACAGAACAAAAACAGUGGAUUGAUAAUGCUAAAGAAAUUCUGUCAUUUUGACAGGUCAAAUGUAGCAAUCUAGCUAUCUAGAAUCCUUUGAUCAUAGCGAAGUUCAUUUUGUGCUGCAAUUGUUCAAACCCAGAAGUGUUGCUGUUUUCUGGCCCAGGUAAUCGUUGUGUUCCAAACUUACUAUGCGAAGAGGUCUACAUCUUGCUCUUUGUAAACUUUGAAUAUGGUUAAUAUAGUGUGUAGGAAACUUGAACAAAAUUGAAAUUCCUUGGAAGACCUUGCUGUAAGUAACAAUUAGAUACGGUUUACCAAAUUUUUGUAUUUUCCAGUUUUUUUUAUAAACAGUUCUGCUCUGGCAGUUUUAGAAAUCAGCCAUGAUAUUUGGAUUUGUUGCACUCAAGCCAAAGAAGCUGUUUCAGUUCGCACAUUUCAUCAGUACAUCACUGUUAUAAUUCAGCAAGAGAAAAAUGUCUUUCCAGCACCUUUUAACAUUCAUUCUGAAUGAAGUUUAGUGCAAUUAUCCUGCUAAGUAAGGAUCACGAACACAAAAUUAUGCAUUAGUACUCAAGAUGUUAAAGUGCUGCUUCAGUCUUUUCAAGAAUUGCAAUUUUUUUUGUUCAAUGCUUUUUGGGAUAUAUUAGCCCAGAAAUUUGCUUUCUAACAAGGACUUUCUGCUGAAGUGCACUCAUUGUGCCAAAGAGUGAUUCAUUAAUCAUUAAACAGAGAUAAUAGUGGGCAAAUCAACUUAGAUACAUAA
Molecule: messenger RNA, 7627 nt
Organism: Stegostoma tigrinum
Lineage: Eukaryota; Metazoa; Chordata; Chondrichthyes; Orectolobiformes; Stegostomatidae
Product: collagen alpha-1(XXVIII) chain-like
Exons: 37
Coding region: 103-3732 (1209 amino acids)
Molecular function (GO): serine-type endopeptidase inhibitor activity
Source: RefSeq, a predicted model, not a curated record